Molecule: messenger RNA, 3576 nt
Organism: Lineus longissimus
Lineage: Eukaryota; Metazoa; Nemertea; Pilidiophora; Heteronemertea; Lineidae
Exons: 20
Coding region: 277-3246 (989 amino acids)
Biological process (GO): synaptic transmission, glutamatergic; modulation of chemical synaptic transmission
Cellular component (GO): plasma membrane; postsynaptic density membrane
Molecular function (GO): transmitter-gated monoatomic ion channel activity involved in regulation of postsynaptic membrane potential; glutamate receptor activity
Source: RefSeq, a predicted model, not a curated record
ACUGCAGCAGUGUCUUUUCUAUUUCCAUUACUCAUUGGGAUGGGUAGCAUUGUAGGCUAUUAGGCCAAAAGAAGAAAAGUAUUGGAGUGUUGUUGAUAUACUAUAGCCUAGCUAAUGCACAAUGGUAAACUUAACAGAAAUGUGUGUGGCCUGUUUUCGUUAGGGGACAGUGCACUACUAGCAUCAUGAUUAAUGUGUUUGCCAGUAUUUUAUCAGACCUAGAAUAUUGUGUUAAUUCCUUGUCAGUGAAGUGGCAGAGUCGGAAUAGAGUCAAAGAUGGCCUCCCUGUACAUGCUUCUAAUGAUUGGGUUCCUCCAGUUGGGAUUACAACAGGUCUCGGCUGAAAAAGGUCUUGAUCGGGUGAAGAGACAAGGACCCACCCUUUCGGUGACUGCAGUGCUGGAGAAACCAUUCAUUAUGGAGAAAGAGAACCAAACACAGGCGGGGAAUGUCCAGUAUGAGGGCUUUCUCGUGGACCUUCUUGAGGAAAUCAGCAAGAAAACUGGUCUGAAGUUCACAAUCAAACUGAAUGUGAGAAAUGACCUCAGUUAUAGUGGCAUGAUUAACGAACUCAUCAAUAAGACGGCUGAUUUGGCGGCAGGCGCACUGACCGUCACCUGGGAACGAGAACAGAAGAUUGACAUGACCAAGCCGUUCUUGAACUCGGGCAUCACAAUCUUGAUGAAGAAAUCGGAUGCCAUCGUAGAAGUACUGCCACCUGUCGAUACAUCUGUUGUCAUGAAACCAUUCGAACCCGCUGUUUGGGCCUGCAUUAUAUUGGCCACAUUUGCGGUGACUGGCUUGUUCUGUCUCAUCAACCGUUUUGACCCCCACGAGAGACCUAUCUGUGAACAGGCAGACAAGAAGGAUAAGAAAGAGGGCCAGGAAAAGAGGGAACUUCAUUUCAGUAUCCUUGCUUGUCUCUGGAUGGUCGUGGGCAGUCUAGUCGUACAAGGUUACACCAAGCGGCCCAAGUCCAUAGCAGCAUUGGUUCUCUUCUUUGUCUGGUGGGUCUUCUGCCUGGUCAUCUUUGCCUUCUACAUCGGCGGUAUACUGAGGAGCGGCAUCUACGAAGCAACCAAGGUCAAGGUCGCCAAGGUCGAGACAUUCAGUGACCUUGUCCAACAAGACGAUAUCAAGUUUGGAGCAGUGAAGGGAGGGUCCACCUAUCAGUUCUUCAAGCAGAGCAAGAAUUAUGUGCAGGGUUAUAAGCUGAUGUCCGCUAACCCCUCCAUGAUGGUGGCCACAAGUUCCGAGGGUGAGGAGAGAGUAAGAAGAGGGGGAUAUGCUCUGUUGGCUGAGGUGCCUUUUGUGGAAUAUGCGUCGGCCAGGAAGCCAUGCAAUGUGAUGCAAGUUGGUCCCGUGUUGAACAGUUUUGGCUGCAGUUUCGGCCUCCAGAUGAACUCUCCGUACACGGAGAAGAUCAACCUAGCAAUCCUGAAGCUUCGUGAAGCCCAGGCCAUUGGGCUGCUGUGGAAGAAGUGGUCGUGGUGGCAAUCGGAAUGCCACGGGGUGAAGCUGAGCCAGUCAGGCAAUGCAAAAACAACACCGCCAUCGCGACCUCUGUCCAUGGCCAGCGUAGGAGGGAUAUUCAUCACAUUCUUCGUAGGCCUCCUCUGCACAAUGGUUGUCAUGGCAAUAGAGAUAUUCCUUCAUAGACGUAGCCAGGCACAGGCUGAGGAGAGAAAGAAUGAACCAACUGUUCUGAGUUCUGUUGUCUGGUGUGGCGGAGUCGGAAUCGAGGCAAAGAUGGGCUCUCGGCAUGUGCUUCUGUUCUUUGUAUUCCUCCAACUUGGAUUAGUGUAUGUUUCAGCAGAGGAAGAAUUUGAAAGAGUAAGACGAGCUGGGAGCAAGCGUACUCUUAGCGUCACAGCGGUCCUGGAAAAACCUUUUCUUAUGGAGAUCAAAGAUGAGGUAACGCAAACACUGACAGGAAAUGACCGCUAUGAGGGAUUCAUCAAAGAUGUCUUAGAUGGAAUUAGGGAGAAGACUGGUCUGAUGUACGCAUUGGAUGUUAGAGAUGAUCAGAGCUAUGGUGGAAUGGUACAAGCUUUGGUCAAUAGGAAAACGGACAUGGCUGCAGGUGCAUUGACCAUCACUUCAGAGAGAGAACAGAAAAUUGACAUGACUAAGCCAUUCAUGCAUUCGGGCAUCACAAUACUGAUGAAGAAAUCAGAUGCAAUCGUUGAAUCAGCCCUUCCGGUGGAUACUUCUGUUAUGAUGAAGCCUUUCAAAGCUGGUGUCUGGGUCUGCAUCAUUUUGGCUGCAAGUGCAGUGACCUGGUGUUUCUUCAUCAUCAACCUGUUUGACCCAUAUGAGGAACCAGUGGAGUCAGUGAAGCGAGGAGUCAGUGAACACGGAGACCAAAAGAGUGAGGAUGGUGGGGAGAAAAAGCUUUCCUUUGGGUUCGUGGCUUGUACUUGGAUGGUCAUUGGCGGCCUUACACUCCAGGGUUAUACCAAAAGACCACAGUCAGCGGCCGCAUUGGUUCUCUUCUUUGUCUGGUGGAUCUUCUGCCUGGUCAUCUUUGCCUUCUACGUCAGUGGCAUCAUGAGGAGUGGCAUCUAUGAGUCUGCCCCAGUCAAGAUCCCAAAGGUCACAUCGUUUGAUGACCUCAUGGAACAACACAAGAUCAAGUUUGGAGCGAUGAAAGGUGGAUCGACUCAAGAAUUCUUCAAGACGAGUAGGGUUCAGAUCUAUCAUCGUGCUGGCAAGUGGAUGCAGUCCUACCCUUUAACGAUGGUGUCCUCGCUCACCGAGGGCCUGGAAAGAGUGCGAAAAGAAAAAUAUGCUCUGCUUACCGAGUCAAAGUAUGCGGAGUAUGUGGCUGGUCAACGCCCCUGUGAUGUGAUGCAAGUUGGUGACCUAAUGAAUAGUGUCCGAUAUGGUUUUGGUCUCCAGAAAGGUUCCCCCCUCAGGAAUGAAAUCAAUAUGGCAAUCUUGAGGCUUCGAGAAGACCAAAGUCUUGAUAUGUUGAAGAGGAAAUGGUGGCAUUCGCUGUGUAGGCUCGCUGAGGAGGAAGAGGAAGAAAGCAAGUCCUACUCAGAUGUAGAAAUGAUGCCUCCAGCGAAGCCUCAAUCCAUGGGCAGUAUUGGUGGGAUUUUCAUCAUUUUCUUUGUGGGCCUCCUCAUCGCGAUGUUCAUCAUGUUGAUAGAGAUAUUCUGGGACAAAAAGCGUGAAGCAAAGCCUGACCAGUCAAAUGCUGAGGAGGAUGACCCGAAUCAGGAAGAAGUGACCUUGACCUAGAUGUCUGGCUCAUGAGACUUUGACCAAGAUAUCUGGCCAGUGUGACCUUGACAUUUGCCUGUUGGCUGAUUACUUUUUAUCAACCAGUUGUUUUUGUCAUGACAAAAACCAAAUUAAAAACAAAUUUAUGGGUACCGUAAUACGUUUUUGGUCAUUUGCAUAACAGCCCUGAAACACAAAUAGAGUAAUUCAUUAGAGGUCUACAUGUUGUUGUGCAUGGUGGCUAGCAGGGAUAUCAUCCUCCUAGCCACCUAAAUCCCACGGCCAAGAUGUCCCUUUAAAGAGUUUCUAAUUGAACUACCAGUAAUCAUAACCUAAUUUACUUCCUAA